UAGCAUGACAGCUGACUUAAAUCAAUCCCGAAGCUUCCAGGGAUCCCCUGUUUCCCUCUCUCUGUUUUCGUGCGGCGGGCGCAGGAAUUAUACGUCAUUUUAGCAGUCACUACAUUUCCCAUGAGAACUCGCUCGGUGGAAACUACAUCAGACAAUAUGGCGGGAAUCGGAGCUUUCCUGAGGAAUGCGUGGAACAAGGAGCCGGUUAUCAUGGCUUCUUGUGGAAUUGGACUGGUUGGUGCCAUUCUUCCGUUCAUCAGCCCACUUACAAAAUAUACAGCAAUGUUGAACGCAGCUGUGCCGUACAACUACCCAGUUCCCGUGCGAGAUGAUGGAAACAUGCCCGACAUUCCAGCUCAUCCACGUGAACCAAAAGGAAGAAACUUGGAUUGGAUCAAAAAUCUAUAACUUCAGAUUUUCUCAUGUUAAUAUCUGUCUAAAUAGUUGCCUCCAAUGUCUGUGUCCAACAAUAAAGAUUCUAUUUAAUUCUA
Haplochromis burtoni (Burton's mouthbrooder) is the source of this 491-nucleotide messenger RNA. RefSeq names its product NADH:ubiquinone oxidoreductase subunit A3 (gene ndufa3). NCBI's taxonomy places the organism in Eukaryota, Metazoa, Chordata, Actinopteri, Cichliformes, Cichlidae. The record is from RefSeq and is a predicted model, not a curated record. The coding region runs from base 121 to 408 and encodes 95 amino acids. Gene Ontology annotation, cellular component: mitochondrial inner membrane. The transcript has 4 exons.